AUGACCAACGCCAACCCCGUCAACUGGCUCUUCCUUGCCGAGCUCUGUGUCGUGGUCAUUGUGACCGCGGCAUUUCUGUUCUACUGGAACAGGUUACUCGGCAGUGCCAUUGCAGCGGUCAUUCGCAUCAUCUCAUGGCGCGCGUUCAACGUGUACAUUGUCAUCGGGUCGUUCCAAAUCUCCCCGCUCGCGGGACGCAUUGCGUUCCGCGACGUAGAGUACCACUCGAGCAACAUAUCGUUUCGCGCACUCCAUGGUAACAUUACGUUUCGGUACUGGAAGCCUCGCGUACGCCAGGACGACGACUCGGAAUCGUCGAACCCCAAGCGAGCACGCCUGCCCUGCCGAAUCGUCGUCAAUGCCGAAGGUGUUGAAGCCUUCUUUUACAACCGUACACCAGCAUACGAUGCCAUCGUGGAGCGCAUGAAGAAGCACGAGCGCGGAGCGGCCGAUGCGCGUGGCGAGGACUCGUCGCCGCCUUCCGACGCCGCAAACGCCUCACGAAGUAACGGUGCGCGUCUGCGCAAGCGACCAGCCAUGUCGCGCGAUCAGUCGUCCAACUCGUCCAAACCGACGACGAGUACGGAUGAGAUUGCAGCUCCCAAGCCCGAGACGCCGGCCGCCGCCACCGACACGAGCGCCCCGCUGGGCCUCUCGUGGUUUAUGGAGUCUCUCCCGCUCGACAUUCGCAUCGUCACGGGCUCGAUUGUCCUUGGAAGCGACGCGACGCCCAUGAUCCUCAUUGCCGACUUUAAGCGUGCCAGCGGCAUUGUCGAGGUCACGGACGCCAGGUCCAUUUGCGACCUGUACAAGACGAGCUACAACCUGCAGCUGCAGGACCUGACCGUCUUGAUGCGCACAAAUCCCGACCACUCGGGCACGCUUCUGGCGCACGGAAAGCGGGUGUACGACGAGCUGCUUAACCGCAAGCCCGAGCUGGCCGAGCAAACACCGUCGUCCAUCUCGACGCGGUCCGGAUUCCACUGGAUCGCAAAGCUCGUGCCACAGAUAUUCGACCUGCCCUCGGUGCCCGUUGGCGUCCCUACGGACCGUGUUUGGAAGGGACUGGCGCGAUACCGCUUGGAUGAGACCGAGGGUUCUGUCAAGCAACGCGAAGAGCCACAGUACGCCAAGGUCGCGACGCUCCUCACGACGCGCGCAAUGGACAUUACCUAUGCGUCAGAUGCGCCUGGCCCCGUCCCCGAGUCGGCGGACGCAUGCGAUAUCGACCCCACAGACCAGAUUGGCAACAUUGAGCCACCGCCAGAAUACGGUGUCGACAUUGUGCUGCAUGGUGGAAACAUCAAUUACGGACCGUGGGCCGAUCGGCAGCGCGACGCGCUCCAAAAGGCGUUUGCCCCCUCCAUCUUCUUCGACUCGGAGCCUCGAGCACGGUUACGGGCCGGCGAAACGCGUGUUCACUCGACCAUGGUGGUGAACGUGACCAUGACAGAAAAGACGACGCUGCGCAUCCCCACGCGCGAGCCGUCAAAGAACUGGCAGUUUGACAACGUCAAGGGCCCCGUCGAACGCAAGUACGGCUGGCUCGACGUUGUUGUCGGUCCCAACUCGUCCGUCUGCUACACGCAAGCGCAAGUCGCCACGCAGCACGGGUACGAUUCCAUGAUGGUUCUCCAUCUCGACUCUCUCGACAUUGCUUCCAGUGUAAACCUACAAUCGUUUGUUGUCGCCAAGGCUUGUAAACUAUCAAUGACCAUGCCAACGCCGCUCGUGUGGGACGCGCAGCGUAGCUGGGGCAUUGACAUGACCCUCGACACACCAGAUAUCCUGCUCAUGCGCGAGCACGUUGCUCUCAUUUCCGACCUGUCUCGUGACUGGAGCGGCGCGACGACAGGUGACUUUCGCCACUUUGUCCCCAUGCACUACAGCUUCCGAGUGUCCAUGGUCAACUAUGCCCUCCACCUCUUUAUCAACGACUUUAACAUUGUCGACGUGCCACGGUCUCGAGACCAUAAUGCCUUUGUUGACAUUGCCGGUCCACGACUGGACGCCUGCGUUGCCGUCUCGUCCACGCGCUACCGCCCCGAGUUUUCCAUUGUUCCAUUCACCAUUGAGGCCAAGGACGCGCGCGUCGACGUUGGCCUCCCCAACUGGGACACGCACCGCACGUUUGGCCGCGGCGGAACCCUCGAGGUCGGUAAAGUCAACGACCUCAAAGUGUCGGGCUCGUACCGGUACUAUUCAAUGCCCAAACCCGACCAUGUGGAAAUGCUCAAACUACACAUUGAGGGCGAGCGCGUCGCGUUCAAGGCGCUCGGUUGGGUUGUGCGCCGCCUCUUCUGCGUAAAGGACAACUACUUCGGCAACUUUACCCAGUUUUCCACCAUGCAGGAGUUUCUGGAAAAGUUUGACCACAGCCCAGACUCGGUCGGCGACCCCAUCAUUCAGAAAUACCGACCGGGCCGUUCAGACUCGUUUGCGGUGCACCUCACCGUCGACGUGCGUGACUCCUUGGUCCUCAUGUCGGACGAGAUAUACGGCGUCGACAACGGCAUUGCCAUCCCCGUCCCGCACCUUCAGCUUGACCUCAAGACGGGCGAGUUCCAAAUGGACAUGACGCUCGACGCCGCGCCAACGUAUGCGAUUGCGUGCGACAGUAUCGACGACGCGUUCAAGGCUGGUUCUGGGCCACUGGCACGGUCCCAGGACGUGGUGUUCGUUGAGGGUAUCGUCAUCAAGGCGAACCGUCUCUUUGGCCCGCAACCCCGUGCCACAACAUACUUUUGUCUGUGGGAGCUCAACUUUGCGCGCAUUUCAGCAUUCCUCUCGCCCGAGUUCAAGGAGCGCUUGGCAGGCGUCGGGUCUGCGGUCGGGUGUACGUUUACCGACCGGGACAAUGCGCCUGCAUCAAUCUACUUGGCCAAGACGCCUCCAGAUGCAACGUUUGUAAAGUUGACAAUCGACCACGUCACUGCGCUCCUCUCCGAAGGCUCGUCGGCCAUCGCGAUCGAGCUGCCACGGGGCAUCUUCAUUGACACGAGCUCCAUGGCGUCCCAAUCGUGCGGCUCGGUCAUGGGUUUGGGCCUGCCGAGCAUAUCGGCCCAUAUCCUCCGCCGUGCACCGCAUCACAGGCGCUGGGAUCCCGUUGGUACCCUCGGCACCGGUGUGUCUGUGGACAUUUACAAGGUACCCAAGGGCUGGGAGGCCGAGGCCAAGAAGCAGCAAGAGUUUAUGAAGGAGCAAGACGAGCCGACGAUGCGUGUUCCCUUCCUUUGGGGCGGCACCGACAAGCACCCGGACGAGCUAGGCGUGCACGUCAGCGGCAUUUAUCUCCCACGACCUCAAAAGCCUGACAUCGGUUGGCCAGAACCGUCAGAGGCAGAUUCCGCCGAGGACCGUCUCUUGGACUAUGACUCGUCGUCGCCUGGUACCUCGAGCGACGACCAUUCCAUCGCGACGAGUAUCCCGCUCUCACGCAUGUCGCGGAAACGCCGGUCACGCGGCGCCAUGCCGGCUGUGGACGAGGACUCGCUCGGUGACGAGUCUGACAGCGUCUCGAGCGUGUCCACUGCCUCGUCGCACUCGACGACAAAGACCAGUGGCACUGGCAUUCUGCCCGACCCAGCGGCCAUCCUGGAAGACCGGCUCCAGUCAUUCCGCCGCAUCCACCAGCGUGCGCGUCGUGUCUUUGACCAUGCGACGCCUGGGCGGGACACGGUCGACGACCCGACUAAUGACGACAUGCCCUUCUCCUCUCUCACGAUCACGGACGGGGCCAUUUUCCGUAUCAACCUCGAAAAGACAAUGGUGGACUUGAACCCUGCAACAGUGUUCGCAGCACAUGCUGUCAUGGUUGCCAUGGGCGCGGUGCAAACACCGACCGAGGCGCUUCUUGACCAGCUGCUCACCAGCCACGUCUCUGCCGUACUCAAAGACAGCACGGAGCGUGGCUCGGCGCUAUACGACAUCAACCUUCCUUCCCUCGACGUACGCGUGGCCCAUGGCCGCUACAGCAGCCCCGACUCGCUCGUCCAGCUUUCGCUCACGGGUACAAACUGCCGUGUGGUACAGACCCCCGUGCCCGACUCGGAAGCAUCGACGACAGACGCCUCGGUCGGAGUCAAGACUCUAGCCGUCACUGUCUCGCGGCACCAGACUGGCGCAUCGAGUAUCUCCCUUCUCGACGUCCCGUCCAUUGCUCUCGAGGCCCGACACGACAAAACCAUCCCCUUUGUCCACCUCUCUACCCUCGACCUGGGCCUGACAUUCCACAACGGGGCAAGCGACCAAACGAUCCAGGUCAAGAGUCGGGACAUCUCGGUUCAUGGAGCCACAGCAAGUGUCCCGGUGAUCUCAUAUCUCCUUGACGAGUGGCAACCAGUCUUCAAGAGUCUCAAGGACAAACCCGCCGGCUAUACGUUUGCGGACGCCAUCUACGACAUUGUAAACGAGACGGUCAGCAACAGCAACUCCAUGUCGUUGCCUGCGUUCAUGUACGAGGGAUCGUACGGUCUACACGUCAGCGACCAGCGUAACAUUCGCAAAGACUUUGGUUGGUUCACCUUGUCGCGUCUCCGCCACUGGUACCGCUUGGCCCAAAGGGAGCACCUUACUCCGCCCCCGUCGACCAAGCCGCAUCCAUCACGUGCCGAGAUGGCGCGUGCCGCCGUCGCGGAGCUGCUCAAAAUCGACGAGGCCUUUGGCGUCGGCGAAGAGUUGAUUGUGUCGCAGCCAUUCCUUAUCAAGGCGUUUGGCAAAGACCUCAAGACGGCAGGACAGCAACCCGCCCCGCCCAAGAACAAGUCGCGAGGCAUCUUUGUCAAUGCCGAUUCUGUUUCGGUGCGCCACCACGGUCGUUUGCUCGAGAACAACUCCAUCGUCCCAAGCAUCCUCCUCAUUGAGGGCACGACCAUUGCGAGCCAAACGACGGUCACCUAUGACAACGGCGGUGUUCCAACGACCGACGUGCGCACCCACGUCACCGUGCAGAACACAAACCUCGACCUGCGCAACAGCUUCCUUGCGGCACACGAGGCCAUCCUCACGCAUUUCCAGACGCACCGCAAGGAGAUUCACGAGGAAUUCCACGAGAUCCCCGUCGUCCAGACCUUUGACCACGCCUCUGUUAUUGUGGUGGACAUGAACCUUGGCAAGAUCGGAACGUCCAUCACUGCCGGCGGACUAUGUCUUGACCUCGGCAUUGAAGGCGCCCAAGGUUCCGCCACUAUCGAGCGCGGCCAAACCACCGAUCACGACCACAACAUGCAUCACAACCAAGAGCACAAUGCGGCAUUCCUCAACUGCUCCUCCGUCUCGGCGGUGCUGCGAGAGGCCGCAGACGAGGACCGGCGCGUCGAGAAUACCGAGCGCGUUCUGGUCACCAGUGCCCUGCGCGGACUGCGUUUCACCGCCGACACGAACCGCAACAGUGCCAGCAGCAAGGCGGAAUGCCGGUUGUUGCUUGGCGUCGAGUCUUUAGACUUUGACUCGCGCCCACAACUCAAGGCGUUCUACGACUUUGGCCGGGACUGGCGCGAGACGCAUUAUCCACUAUACGAACCGGCGUUUGAGCAGCUCAAGGCCGUCCUCGACCAACGUCGCUCGGAAAAGUCCACUCCCAGAACCACGACGCCGAGUGUUACGCCCAAGCCACACGGGCUGGCACCGUCGUGGGAGGAACCGUCGUCCAGGCCAUCGUUGACCGAGUCCAUGAUGAUCGACGUCUACAUUGGCGCGGUACACAUGCAGGCUCGCGCUGCCAAGGGCCUUUGGCUCGGCUGGGACAUGGGCCAGGUGUACAUUACGCGUCAAGGCUCCAACGACCUCAUCCAGUUUGGCCUCCGUGUCGAGCCACAAGUAGUGGGCGCGUACACGACCGCCAAGCGCAUCAGGACAAAGGACUCUUCGAUCGUGCGCCUGCCCUCCAUCAUGGCGACGGGCACGUACAAGAAGGAGGACGGUCGCCCGCACCUCACCACCAUGGUCAACCUCGGCAUGUUUACCGGUAUCAUCAAGCCAGCCGUCCUCGACCGCCUGCUUUCCCUUCACCAGCGACUUGGCAACGACGUCAUGGAAGUUCUCCGAGAGUACCGCGGCCAGCAGCAGCCGACGACGCCGCCCGAGGUGGUGACGCCCCCGAACCCAACUCCGCUCAUCUUCCGCGUGCAGGCGAGCAUCGCCGGAGUGCGUGUGGGUCUGCGCGCCGACGACGUACCGACCACACUCAUGUUCGAGGCCCUCGAGUUGAACGCUUCAGCCAGUAACCUGGACGGCAAGUCGCUGCAGUGGAAUGCAAAGGCCAACCAUGUCGGCCUGUCGCUCAUUCGCCUGACCGACGGCGGAUCGUACCAAAACGCCCAGCCUCUCAGGGGCUCGAGGUCGGUCUCGAUGAUGUUUGACAUUGCCGCGGGCGAGACGCCAGGUGCCGACAAUACGCCAUCCAAGCUCUCCAUCAGCUUUAGCCGUGUCCACACGGUCAUGCACGUCGCUGCUCUGAGCGAAGUGAGCGACCUGAUCCGCAGUUGGUCCUCGGACAUUUCGGUCCUGCGCGAGGUCCACGCGCAGGAGAUGGCCGAGGUCAAGGAACGCACCACGCGCGUUCUCAAGAAGAUUGAGACGAGCAGCUCCAAUCCGGCUUUGAGUGGUAGUGGUGCGUCGACCGUCGCCGAUAAUGCCAUGGCCAUCGAGACGUGGUUUUCCAGGCGUGUCCUCACCCUCGAUGUGUCUGGUAUCGGAGUCGCUAUCCCUCUGGAUCACGGUACCACCAUCGACUUUGGCAAGAGCGCAGGUGGAGGCGGACCGGCACUCCUCUACUCCAUCCGCAUGAUCAGCCUCACCACGAGUCGUAACGAGACUGCGCGCUUCCGCGUGCAGCAGACCUCGCUGCAGUUCCUGGAGAAGUUUGACGCUGGAAUCGCCGAGCACUUUUCGGGUGCUUUCCACACCACGUCAAACCGCAUGGUCCUGCCCACUAUUGAAAUGGAGGGCCAGAUGUCGUCCACUGAUGACUCGUGGAACAUCAAUGCCCACUGCUCGGCAACCGACUUCAAGCUGUCGCUCACACCCGACAUUGCCGACGGUAUCGCUUCCCUCGUUGAAAUGUACGACCAUGGCAAGGUGCAGCUCCAGCAGAUGGAACGCGAUUACCUCACCGAGUGGGCCAAGACCGAGGGCGAGCAGCCAGAGUCUGUGGCAACAAAGUAUGAUGCCGACGCUCUGCCGAAAAAGUCAAAGCACCUCGUCGUUCACAUGUCGUUCCGCUUUGACAGCGGUCUGGUCGAGCUUCACCGUCCCAUCCACAUGCCCGACGCCAACCCAGAGAACCCAGUCUCUGCCCGCUACCGUCCCCGACGCAUCCACCACGACUCAUUCUUCCUCCCCACCGUUUCCAUGUGGAUGGACUUUAACGGCCCGGAUGUGGCGACCACAGAUCAAACGGGCGCCUUGCUGUUCAACAUUGCGGUCCACGAGAGCCGAAACGUCCUGCGUCCCACCAUCCUGCCGUGGUUUGUCGAAAUGGUCAACCGCAUCGAACAACGCUCCAAGUCGCAUGUGGCGCGGCGGCCAGCGUUGCCCAAGGCAACGAGCGCCGAGGCGGUCCCCAUCGCCGAACGCGCGCUGGAGCAGUUUGAGAAGAUUGAAAACGUCAAGAGUAACAAGCUCAAGCUCCGUGUCACGCUCCGUAUCGACCGGUCCGAGCUGCGCCUGUCCUGUGCCCCAGACUCGAACGCGUACAUCGACCUCAAGUGGGAGAGUGGUGGUUUUGCCGUCUCGACUCUUCUCGGCGGCAAGGACCAAACCUCGCUCGCUGGUGCUGUCUCGGGUGUCACGGCGUAUCUCAGUCACGAGUUUGCUGAACAAGGACGUGGGUGCGUCACGGCUGGUGCCAAGGACCUCGCAUUCUCGGUCACCCUGUGCUCGCAGGAUGUCGAACAACGCGGCCUGUCGAUUGUCCUCGACACCGAGAUUGCCGUCCAGUUCCGUCUCGAGGCGUUCAGUGCGUGGCUCAUCUUCAUGUCCGUGUGGGUCGACAAUGCCCCCAAGCUCGACUCUUUCCUCGCCACCGAUCCCACUCCUGCCGCCGCCAUCGUCGCGCCAGUACCCGCCAGCAGCUCCAACAACUCGAAACUGGGUGUCGUGGCACUUAUCCGCUUCCGCAGCGUGGACUUUGAUGCCAACGUCGCAGUCACUCAGGCGCGGCUCCAGAUGACGCCCAUUGUCAUCCGCACAGUGUCCAACGGGGAGAGAACCGAGUUUGACCUCAACAUCGGCGUUACAAAGGUCACUGCCGAGGGCGACAUUUCGGGCGACAUUUGCUCUCAGAACCUGCGGUUCGUCACGGUGCGCCGCUCAAAGCGUUCGACCGCCACUUCUGAAAGCAACGUCUUGUCCAUGGCGAUCGAGGGCGGCGAUCUGCGUGGCAACAUGUUCAUUUCCGGUAUGAACAUUGUCCGCUUCCAACUCGAGCCGUCCAGAGUCACGCUCGAGGACGAUUGGGCCGCCCACUCGCUCGACCCAUCUGCCCAAGUCGCGCUCAACUUUAUUGUCAAGGCCGGCAACUUCAGUGGCGUCCUCCGCCUGCCCGCCAUCCCUCGCCUCCUGGGCGACUUUUACUCCAUCUUUGACAUGGUCGAGUCCCAGAAGAAGAUUGCCGUCCAGCGUUCUGAGACGUUCAAGGCACGCCAGAAGCGCGGGGAGGACAGCAUUACACCCAUGACCACUGUCGUCCUGCCACAGGCUCCCAAGCGCGCCAUGUCUGGCCUGGGCGUGCCCCAGCACACGUCACAGGUGGUCAAGACGGCCCAAAUGAUGCGCUUCGAGCUCAGCGGUAUUGACAUUGGCAUCUUCAGCGAGGACUAUGACGACGGUACCCCGGCCGACUUCUACCGCUUCUACAUUGGCAAGAUCGAGGCCGACCUCAAGCGUCAAGAGAGUAACGAAGGCUUACCCCUCCGCGACUUGCUCCUGCACGUCUCGUUUGUCGAGUGGCAAACGAGUGAUGGCCAGCGUGCCACCAGAAUCGAGACACACGACAUGACCCCACGCACGCUCAUUGACGAGGCCAUCAAGCCAGGUCACCGUGACGUGGUCGUCUUGCCGCUCAUGACCCUCAGGAUGAAGUCGACCGAGCUCAAAGACCCCAACCAGCUCGACUAUGACUUUGACCUCGUGUGGGGUCAGACCGAUGGUGAUAUCAAGAUCCUGCCCAACUUCUUCGAAGCCGCGUUCAAGUCGUUCCGCAAGCUCCUGCGCGGCAUCGACGAGCAGCAGGUCCGCCGCGCUCGUCGUCGCGGUAUCGUUCACGCCGCCUCGUCGGCCAAGCUCCGCAAAGCCGAGGCUGCUGGCGAGACGCUUCCGGACGACAAACCUCCCGAGCUCAUCUACCACCGUCGCGGCACCGGCCCAUUCAACAACCCCGUCCCCAAGCUGCGCGCCCUGGGCGAGACGACUGGCGAUGCGGCCAUGAUGAUCCCCCGUAUCAAGGGUGCCGUUGGCGAACUGCCAGCCUACUCGCACCGCUUCGUCACACUUCCGCUCGAGGACGGCAUGGAUAUAUUACUCAAGCUCUACGAAAAACAACUGCCCGAAAUCGCAUCGUAG
Apiotrichum porosum is the source of this 9561-nucleotide messenger RNA. RefSeq lists its product as uncharacterized. Gene Ontology annotation, cellular component: membrane. The coding region runs from base 1 to 9561 and encodes 3186 amino acids. The transcript is spliced from 8 exons. The record is from RefSeq and is a predicted model, not a curated record. Gene Ontology annotation, biological process: fermentation. NCBI's taxonomy places the organism in Eukaryota, Fungi, Basidiomycota, Tremellomycetes, Trichosporonales, Trichosporonaceae.